Messenger RNA from Puccinia triticina, 1074 nucleotides. RefSeq lists its product as uncharacterized. NCBI's taxonomy places the organism in Eukaryota, Fungi, Basidiomycota, Pucciniomycetes, Pucciniales, Pucciniaceae. The transcript is spliced from 4 exons. The record is from RefSeq and is a predicted model, not a curated record. Bases 1 to 1074 code for a protein of 357 amino acids.
AUGAUGGCGGAUCUAAGUUACAGCACCCUCCUAUCGACCCUUCUCAUCGGCUUCCUGGUCUCCACCGCUGCACACAUCCCUUCCCAAUUGACACUCUUCUCGAACCAGUUCGACUACAAUAACCGGAAUAAUACCUCCUCAUCCUCCUCGACAAUCCAUCUCUCCGAAGCCGAAUCCAACUACCUGGCAGCCACCCAUGCCCGAGAAUUGAUCCAUUACAGGUCUGAAGGGAUUGGGACGUUGAUCAGCAAUUAUCCCGAUAAUCACCCUGAUCCGUUCCUGAGAGGGCUGCCAAUCGGGCUACAAGAAUAUUUCGCGCCUUACCCCAAUGGAGACCUCGUCUUACUCGUGCUGCCGAUCUCGCCGAUCUACGGGAACGUAUUGCAACGCAAGGAGAACUCGACCAUGGGUCUGACGCUGGCCAUCAAUGACGAGCUAGGAACGGUGCAGAGGAAGAACGCGAUCUGGGCGGCGAACCGGCGCCGAGUGAGUGUCUUUGGCGAGCUGGAGAUGCUAGAAGAGGAGGCGGAGCAGAAGGAAGCCAAGGCGCUAUACGAGAAGGUCCAUCCGGACAGCACCCUCUGGGACGGCCACGGCGGCCCGCACGCGUCCUUCUGGGCCCGGCUCGUCGUCCGCAAGGUGUACUACUUCGGCGGCUUCGGCGAUCGCGCUGCCAUCGGCUGGCUCGACCUAGACUUCUACCGCGCCGGCCUCGAGGACUCCCCAGAGACCCGUCGACAGGCUGUCUGCUUCCAUCCCGCGGGCAUCAACCUCUACUGCGAACAGCCCAUCGAUACAGACACUCGGCCCGAACUCCAGGCCCUCACAGCUAUCUCUGAACAACCCGAUCUCUUUCAACUCGCCCCUCAAGUCAUCGAGAAGCACUCUCAUCAUCACCAUCACCACCAUCACGUCUCACACCACCACCAUCAUCAUCACCAUUUUCACAACUCGCAAGGUAACCAGUCUUCUUUGCUUAUCGACUCAAAGAAACACGAAAAUGAAAACUAUCCUCGAAUUUCCGAAGAAGAUUAUACUUCUACUACCACUAUCGACGAGGACUCAACCAUGUAA